UCACAGCUGUCAUUGGUUUAUUUUUGUGCCUUCUUUCCCGGUUGCAGGAGCAAUCGUAGUCCAGCCAUUUUUGAUCGUUGUAGUUCCUAAAUAGCGCAAUUUCCGUUUUUAAUUAACACGUUAGUUAUGAAUUAAUUAGCAGAUGAGCAUAACACUAUUAAGAAGCCGAAAAUGGCAGUGAUUGGUGCACAGCUGGUACUGACGCUCUUAACAUUGAGCGUUAUACAGAAGCUAAGUCCACAUUUUUCCUUCGCCAAGUGGAUAUUAUGCGCCACGGGUCUAUAUAGAUAUCUACAUCCUUCAGAUGAUGAGCUGCGUACGCUAGCUGGUGUACCUAAGGAGAAGCAUACGAAAGGUGGUGGUAAUAAAGGAAAUAAGAAGUAUGAUGCGCGAAAUGGUAGCGGGCAGUUUCAUAUACCACGCAACUUGGAAGUGCAAUUGGAGAAAACGCCGGUGGUGGCUCGAGACGUAGUACAUCUCAGGUAUUUCACAGAAUACCAGUGGUUGGUGGACUUCAGCGUUUAUUCAGCCCUUGUGUAUAUAUUAUCCGAGAUCUAUCACUACUAUUUUCCUUUGAAAAAUGAGGUUAAUCUGAGCAUGAUUUGGUGUCUGUUGGUUGUCUUUUUUGCGCUCAAAUUACUCUCCUCACUCACCUGGUUGUAUUUUCAAAACGAGGAGUCCAUUGGGGAACGCUCCAUGGUCAUAGUUGCCUGCCUUGUCUACCUACUUAUUGCAAUGAUUGUGCUCAUCAUUGAUGAACGUAAUCUGGAGACUGGUAUAGAACACGCAUACAGCAGCUUCAAUGAAAGCGCCUCCAAGUUCCUCACUGCACAGGGCAUGACUUCGUCUGGGCCCGCCUCAAAACUGAUAAUUAAACUAUGCAUGGCUGUUUGCUGCGGUAUACUGGGCGCUCUAUUUACUUUUCCCGGUCUGCGCAUGGCAAAAAUGCAUUGGGACUCACUGAAGUACUGUAGCGGUCGCAAGCUGCUACAAUUGUUACUCAAUAUUAGUUUUAUUUUACCAUUUCUACUAAUAAUACUCUGGAUAAGACCGAUUAGCAGGGAGUAUUUGACUGAGCGCGUAUUCGAAGGCAUGGAGAAGCCUUUACUUUCAGUGGAGGCCUUUGAGACCAUUCGCCUGCUAAUUGUCAUAUUAAUCGUACUACUACGUUUCGCUUUAAUACCAAUCUAUUUGCAAUCGUAUCUAAAUUUAGCGCAUGAUAAAAUCAUGGAUUUACGCAAAGAAGCUGGUCGUAUUACCAAUGUGGAAUAUCAGAAAACGAUUUCCUCCAUAUUCUACUAUCUCUGCGUGGUGACCUUGCAAUUCGCCGCACCACUCUUGCUUUGCUUAUACCUCACAUUGAUGUAUAAAAGUUUAGGCGAAUUUACUUGGUCUGGCAUAUUGCGUGCUAGUACCAGCGUUUGUACUGAUAUGUGUGCUAUAAGUGAUGCGCCACAGGACGAUAGUCUUAUUGAGGCUAUAGCUACUAUGCCUGCGCCGCCAGCUGAAACAACGGUCUUGAGCAGCAUGCCAUUGCCUGAAAGUGUUGAGCCAGUUCGUGAAGAUUUUAAUAUUCUGGAAUCGGCGAAUGCGAUACAUGAACAGUGGAUUAGCUUGAAAAAUGUUUUCAAUGCUGAUGUGUACAAGGGCUUCCUUGGUUUUGCCAGCUGGUGGAGUUAUUUUACGCUUUUUACCUCCUCAGCACUCGGCGUUGUCUAUCAAUCUUAUUUCAACCAAAUGUGAAGCGUUAAUAUUUUUUUAACAUCAUUUCUGCAAACUCAUAUUUUUAACAUACGUAUGCAGGAAAGAGCUGCGAAAAAAUCUAAAGUUUGAAAUAUUUUUUUCGUUUAUUGAUUUAUAAAAUUUCAGAAACAUACAUACAUACCUGCGUGCCACGCAUGCGUUCAAUCCGAUUUCAUGGAACAUUUUUUAGUUUUAAGUUUAAUGGCUGGUUUCUCACUAGCCAUAAUUGUUUACCUAAAGUGUUUAUUUUUGUAUUUUUAAUUGGCAGUCAGGCAAUAAAGAGGCAUAGUGGAUGGAAUGUAAA
Molecule: messenger RNA, 2047 nt
Organism: Rhagoletis zephyria (snowberry fruit fly)
Lineage: Eukaryota; Metazoa; Arthropoda; Insecta; Diptera; Tephritidae
Gene: emei
Product: transmembrane protein 161-like emei
Source: RefSeq, a predicted model, not a curated record